CGGGCCAGCGGGGGCAGGCGGGCUGGAAGCUGGGGCGGUGGUGCGCGUCCGCAUUUCGCCCGCGUUUCCGCGGUUACCUGUGCCUGGAGGUGAUUUGAAGGGCAGGGGGCGGAGAAGUUCGCGGCGCCUCCCGGGAGCCGACCAGACAGACCUGCGGGCCGCGCUGUGCAGCCCGCGCAUCUUGCACCCGGAUAGCGGUCCCGGCGGGAAGGCCGGCCCGGGUGGACCCUGUUCGGGCCCCUGUGCCCGGGCGGGCAAGAUGGCCACGCCCCCGGCGGAGACGGCGCCUCCGGGACACCGUCGGGGACAGAGGACCAGCUUUCUCCACGGGCCCUACCACUCCCACCUCUUUGGCCUCACUCCAUGACAACCACUUCUCCAUCUCUGCCUCUUUUCUGGUCUCCCCCACCCCCAAGCCCUCCCACCCGGCUGCUUCCCCGAGCUCCCCCACUACCUCUCCCUCAGGUCCAAGCCCUCACCUCACCAUGGGUGGUUCUCCCCCCAGGAAAGGGGGAGGAGGGACCAGGACCUGAGUUACACAGCGGCUGCCUGGAUGGGCUUAGGAGCCUAUUUGAGGGACCUCCCUGCCCCUGUCCUGGGGCUUUGAUACCUUUCCAAGCCUCUGGGACUGCCCACUCUUCCCCUGCCACUCCAUCAGGAGACCCGAGUAUGGAGGAGCACCUGGCUGUCAUGUAUGAGAGACUGAGACAAGAGCUUCCCAGUCUCUUCCUUCACUCCCAUGACUACACUCUCUACUCAUCGGAUGUGGAAUUCAUCAAUGAGAUCCUGAACAUGCGUACCAAAGGCCGGACAUGGUACAUUCUGUCACUGACCCUCUGCCGCUUCCUGGCCUGGAACUAUUUUGCACAGCUUCGGCUGGAGGUUCUACAGCUGACCCGCCACUCUGAGAAUUGGACCCUGCAAGCCCGCUGGCGGCUUGUGGGGCUGCCCAUCCACCUACUCUUUCUGCGUUUCUAUAAACGUGACAAGGAAGAGCUUUACCGGACCUAUGAUGCCUAUUCCACCUUCUACCUGAAUUCCAAUGGGCUCAUUUGUCGCCAUCGCCUAGACAAACUGAUGCCUUCACACUCACCCCCAACGCCCGUGAAGAAGCUGCUAGUGGGAGCCCUGGUGGCUCUGGGGCUGUCGGAGCCAGAACCCAACUUACACCUGUGUUCCAAGGGCUGAUCAGGAACUGGGGCAGAGGCAGCAGGGAAGACUUGCUACGCACAAGAGGACGAGGUGGAGGUGGCCAAAGACCUCAGGAGCCAGCUUCCUCCCCUCUUCUCUCUCCUCCUUUACUUUCCAUCUCAUGCUGUGUAAAGCUGCUGUGUAAUUUAACUUGUAAAUAAUAAAAUCUAAGUGAAUAUAUGA
Messenger RNA from Kogia breviceps (pygmy sperm whale), 1374 nucleotides. It is a transcript of the gene C10H6orf136, whose product is annotated as chromosome 10 C6orf136 homolog. NCBI's taxonomy places the organism in Eukaryota, Metazoa, Chordata, Mammalia, Artiodactyla, Physeteridae. The record is from RefSeq and is a predicted model, not a curated record.